GGCUGGAAAACUGUAAGGAAGGAUAUGGUUGAGGACGUUCCAGAAGCGUUUGUGGUUCAUCAUUUUCCACGACAUCUUCAAUAAUUCACUAACACCCAAACACGUCCUUAUCAUUCCAAAUUCAUCUCCGAUUUGAUUCCUCUUACUUUCUACUCAUACACUCUACUGGAUAUUCUUUCAUUCAUUUUCUCUACUACUAGUAUCACACCCAAUCACUCCACACUCCUAUUAUUAAUAAUUACACUAUUAAUUGAUCAAUCGUUAAAACCCUUUUUCUUGUAACUAAACCCCUUUUUCUCUUAAUCAAUGGCUUCCAUUCCCAAAGUCAUUCUCAGAGACCAUAGAAUUGGGACUUACGAUGCGUUUCUCAAGCCAAAUUAUAGCUAUUUCCCUAGGAGGAACCUCGUUAAUGCCAAUCUAGACGUCAGAACCGACUUUUUUGUGAAAGAGAAUGGAAAAAGCUUCAGAGGACCAAAUCCAAUUGUUGCUUCUGCUAGACUCCCCUUACUCCAUGUCACUUCAAAAAGGAACUCACAAAUACUGUGUUCAGCUUCAGCAAACAUUUCUGGAGAUAUUCCAGAAAGUGCAGGGGGCCUGAGCCAGUAUGAGAAAGUUAUUGAAACUUUAACCACUCUUUUUCCUGUGUGGGUCAUCCUGGGGGCUGUUGUCGGUAUUUACAAGCCAGCUGCUGUAACUUGGUUGGAGACAGACCUUUUUACUCUCGGAUUGGGUUUCCUCAUGCUGUCUAUGGGUUUGACAUUGACAUUUGAAGAUUUCAGACGAUGUCUGAAAAAUCCAUGGACUGUUGGUGUUGGGUUUCUUGCACAAUAUUUAAUUAAGCCCAUGUUAGGCUUCGCCAUUGCAAUGACGCUAAAACUUUCGGCUCCUCUUGCAACUGGUCUUAUUCUCGUUUCUUGUUGUCCUGGAGGCCAAGCAUCAAAUGUUGCAACAUACAUAUCCAAGGGAAACGUUGCUCUCUCUGUUCUAAUGACAACGUGUUCAACUAUUGGUGCUAUUAUUAUGACCCCACUCCUAACAAAGCUUCUAGCUGGUCAACUUGUUCCUGUCGAUGCUGCUGGCCUGGCAAUUAGCACCUUUCAGGUUGUUUUAGUCCCUACAAUUGUGGGAGUUUUGUUAAAUGAGUUUUUCCCAAAGUUCACUUCAAAGAUAAUCACGAUCACACCUUUGAUAGGAGUUAUUUUGACCACUCUCCUUUGUGCAAGCCCAAUUGGGCAAGUUUCUGAAGUCUUAAAAACUCAAGGAGCACAAUUGAUAUUGCCAGUUCUUGCUUUACAUGCUGCUGCAUUUGCUAUUGGCUAUUGGAUUUCAAAAUUAUCAUUUGGUGAAUCCACAUCACGCACGAUAUCUAUCGAGUGUGGGAUGCAGAGCUCUGCACUUGGAUUCUUGCUUGCUCAGAAGCACUUUACAAACCCCCUUGUGGCUGUUCCUUCUGCUGUUAGUGUUGUCUGCAUGGCUCUUGGUGGGAGUGCUCUAGCUGUGUAUUGGAGGAAUUGUCCAAUUCCCAUUGACGACAAAGAUGACUUCAAGGAAUGAAAAUCAUGACAUAUCUUCUAUAUGCCCUAUGAAUUAUUUUUCGCUUAUUGUUUAGAAGAUAUUUAUUUCUGCAUUAGUUGAUAAGAAAGUUUUGAUUUUUUUGAAUUCUUGUAGCCAUGCAAUAGAGUUUAAGAAUUUAGGUUAAGCUUGCAACAAUUUAGACCAGUGAUAAGAGUGGCAACAGAUAAUUUAUGCCCAUGUAGCAACAAAAAGGAGCAACCCAGAGCCACAGAGCUUUUGCCAUGGUAGGAUCCAAUGAAGGGUCGAAUCCAUUGUGGUUUUAUUAUCAUUAAUAUUAUCUUGCAUUUGCCAAAGGUUGGUAGUUGGUUCCACCACCACCUGAACUAGUGAUUUUUAGUUCCAACAGUUGUGUCAAGACUCUGUAGUCUGUACCCAUGUGUCAACAAAUAAUUAUUAAAUUAUUAUCAACGGUUUUUUUCCUUAGCAAA
This is a messenger RNA of Cicer arietinum (chickpea), 2003 nucleotides long. Its product is annotated as sodium/pyruvate cotransporter BASS2, chloroplastic. Gene Ontology annotation, cellular component: membrane. The record is from RefSeq and is a predicted model, not a curated record. Lineage: Eukaryota; Viridiplantae; Streptophyta; Magnoliopsida; Fabales; Fabaceae.